Molecule: messenger RNA, 1636 nt
Organism: Stegastes partitus (bicolor damselfish)
Lineage: Eukaryota; Metazoa; Chordata; Actinopteri; Pomacentridae
Gene: twist2
Product: twist2
Exons: 2
Coding region: 191-685 (164 amino acids)
Biological process (GO): regulation of transcription by RNA polymerase II; developmental process
Molecular function (GO): DNA-binding transcription factor activity, RNA polymerase II-specific; RNA polymerase II transcription regulatory region sequence-specific DNA binding; protein dimerization activity
Source: RefSeq, a predicted model, not a curated record
AAACUUCCAGCGAGAGGAGAAGCGUGCCAACCGCCGGUUUGAACUCAGUUUCUUCCCAAAAAAGCGCGCAGAGAGACAUCUUGACACAGUUCCUCCUCAUCUUUGCGGAUAUCUAUACACUUCUGUAACCACGGCUUCAAAGGUGGACAGCGUUUUUUCCUCUCUAUCCCUGCAUUUCUUCAAGAAAGAAAUGGAAGAGGGCUCCAGUUCUCCGGUCUCCCCUGUGGAUAGUCUGGUGACCAGCGAGGAGGAGCUGGACAGACAGCAGAAACGCUUCGCGAGGAAGAGGAGACACAGUAAAAAGUCCAGCGAGGACAGCAGCGGCAGCAGCCCGGGGCCGGGGAAGCGGGGCAAGAAGCCGAGUCCGAGCAGCACUCAGUCUUACGAGGAGCUGCAGAACCAGCGGGUCCUGGCCAACGUCCGGGAGAGGCAACGGACUCAGUCUCUGAACGAGGCCUUUGCGUCUUUGCGCAAAAUUAUCCCCACGCUGCCAUCGGACAAACUCAGCAAGAUACAGACGCUGAAGCUGGCCUCCAGAUACAUAGAUUUUCUCUGUCAGGUGCUGCAGAGCGACGAGAUGGACAACAAGAUGUCCAGCUGCAGCUACGUAGCGCACGAAAGACUCAGUUACGCGUUCUCCGUGUGGAGGAUGGAGGGCGCUUGGUCUAUGUCAGCAUCUCACUAGCACCCAGAGAACUUCACUCACAAUGCCAAAGCGACUGUUUACUUCUACAAAGUAUGAAGACCAAAGGGAUUAUUGAAGAACCCAUCGACCUCAAAGGCAUGGCAGAGACGUAAUGUGACCCACAACUACAAACUCUUGGGGGAGUGUGUGUGUGUGUGUGGAUGCAGAUUCAUCACACUGCUUCUGACUGUCUGGAGCUGUUUGUGGCAGAGCAAAUGGGGAAACACACACACACAGAGCCCUGCAGAAGGCCUGAAGAUUCACGGCCUGUAUUUCAGCAAAGCCAUCCUCUAAAUGUUUUUUUUUUCUUUUUUUUUUUUUUAAGGAAAUCUAUUUUGUUUUUCAAAGACUUUAAAGCAAAGUAUAAAUAUAUAUAAAUGAAUGCAUAUUGUACAUACUUGUGUAAGUACGCCUAUAGCCUGUAAAGGGACCAAUGCAAUUUAGAGUCUUUCGCUGCAUGGAUUUAUUUCACCGACUUUCUUUUAGCGAGUCUCCAUCCAAACUCCGUCCAAUGUACAUUUUUUUUUGUUUUUGUUUUGCUUAUUUAUUAAAACACGUAUUUUUGAACGAAAUAUGCUUCAUUUUUUUUGUUAUUUCAGAUUUUGAGCUUUAGCUGGAUACGUUCCAAUAAAAUAAACAAAUAAGCCAAUUAUUCAGCCGAAACUAAAAAAGAAAUGCCUCUUGUUUGCCAGAUUUUCUUUUCUUUUUUUUCCUCUCCUGGGUGUGAGAAGUUACCCUUUUUACUCUCCCCCUCCUCUUGUUAUGGAAAGAAACCCUUAAAAAAAAAGAAAAAAAAACAGACCGUAAAAAAAUACAGCUUCAUUAACAGUGCAGGAAAUUCAGGCCAGUUUGUGCGCUUAAAUAUUUCAAAUGGUGAUGCCUUUGGGCUCUUUAACGAGCAGGGAGCCCCAGAUAAGGACAAUAACUCUGCAGCUUUAAAAAAAAAAAACA